AUGUACGCCCGUGAAUUGUGUUGUGACUGGUUCGCGGAUGCAGACGACGAUGUUUGUAUGCUGCCACUGAUCACGGCCAACGAUAACAGUGUUAUCGCUAAGGACGUCACCUUUGAGCCUGCCGAGUAUUUACCGCCAACGCUUGAGGAAUUACCUUACGCAGUGGACUUUCUCCUUUUUGAGCCGAGUGAUCCGUUCCUGUUUGCGGAAGUUGAGGUUGAGAAACAAUCAGCAGCAUCAUUUACUCCCAUUCGAUCAUCAUUAUCUAAUGUGAUAGGGAAACGUAGGCUUCAGAAGGAGGCAUCAUCAGCUAAGCCGGCAGCAUUAACGUGUAACACUUGUAAUCUCAGAUUCAUAUGCAAAACGCAUCUCACCCGUCAUCAGUUGCUUCAUCAUGGGGAUGAGGAAUCCGUCAAAGAGCCGACAUCUAGAUCCAAAAGUCGAUGCCGUUUAUGUCGCGAAUGUUUAACCUCAGUUAAGGAGCUUGAAACACAUUUAGCCACCCAUCAUCCCCAGAAACACGCGUGCGAAGUUUGUCUGACGACAUUCCACGACGAGGCGUCCCUCGAAUGGCACAGAAAUAGUCACAUUUCGGAAGAAACACCCCAUCCACGUGCGAGGUAUGUUUGCGACGUGUGUCAAAAACAGUGCGCGAGCUCGAGCCAGUUGCAUCUUCAUCGAAAAAUACAUCUGCAACAAAAACCCUACCUCUGUUCGUUUGGCUGUGGAAAAAGCUUCGCAUCAUCGGGCAACCGGCAAAAGCACGUCGCACGAGUUCAUACGCACGAACGCAAGUACCGCUGCGUGUUCUGCGCGGAAUCUUUCAUGUACGCACGGCAGCUGGAACUUCAUCGUGAGCGGCAUCACACCGAAACUAUGAUGAAAACACAGGGUGCUAUCGUUUGUUUCAAAUGUAAGCAACCGUUCCAGUGUGAGGACGUUUUCCGGCGACACCAGAAUACGGUGCAGUGCGUAGAACAUCGCGCUUUCGAGUGUACACACUGCGGGAAGCGCUUCAAACAGCGUACUCACCUGCGUAACCAUCUCCUGACACACGCGGGUGGCGUACGACCAUAUGGUUGUGAAUUUUGUACAAAACGGUUCAAAAUCGCUGGCGAUUUGAGAAUACAUCGGCGGAUCCACACAAAAGAGAAACCGUUUCGUUGCAACCUCUGUCCGGCCGCCUUUAUUAUGGGGAAGCAACUUAACAAGCAUCGGUUCUCUGUUCAUGUAACCGAAAUAGAAUGAGGAGCACUAAAUAUCCUGCAAUGUCCGUAGAAGGGCACAUACGAAAGACAAUAAAAAAAACC
Molecule: messenger RNA, 1310 nt
Organism: Anopheles nili
Lineage: Eukaryota; Metazoa; Arthropoda; Insecta; Diptera; Culicidae
Product: zinc finger protein 454-like
Exons: 1
Coding region: 1-1248 (415 amino acids)
Source: RefSeq, a predicted model, not a curated record